Messenger RNA from Ichthyophthirius multifiliis, 735 nucleotides. RefSeq lists its product as hypothetical. Gene Ontology annotation, biological process: peptidyl-hypusine biosynthetic process. Gene Ontology annotation, molecular function: deoxyhypusine synthase activity. Gene Ontology annotation, cellular component: cytoplasm. The record is from RefSeq and is a predicted model, not a curated record. The transcript is spliced from 2 exons. Lineage: Eukaryota; Ciliophora; Oligohymenophorea; Hymenostomatida.
AUGAUAGAUUGUAUUGUAACUUCAGCAGGAGGGAUAGAGGAAGAUUUCAUAAAAUGCUUAGCUGAUUUCCAUAUAGGAGACUUUAAUACAAACGAUAUUUUAUUAAGAUAAAAAGCAAUUAAUAGAAUUGGAAAUAUUUAUGUCCCUAGUGAAAAUUAUUGCAAACUUGAAGAUUGGCUAAUUCCUUUAUUUUAUGAAAUGUAUGACGAAUAAGUUAAAUAAGGAAAUAUUUGGAGUCCUUCUAAAAUUAUUAAGAGACUAGGAGAAAAAAUUAAUAAUCCAGAAAGUAUUUAUUAUUGGGCUUAUAAAAAUAAUAUUCCUGUUUUUUGUCCUGCACUCACUGAUGGUGCUAUAGGAGAUAUGCUUUAUUAUUUCUCUUAUAAAGUUGAUGGAUUUAUUGUUGAUUUAGUUUAAGAUGUUAGAGAACUUAAUAAAAUGGCAAUGUAAGCACAUAAAUCAGGAGUUAUUAUAUUAGGUGGAGGUGUUAUUAAACAUCAUAUUAUGAAUGCUAAUAUAUGGAGAAAUGGAGCUGAUUUUGGUGUAUUUAUUAAUACUGGAAUGGUUUAUGAAGGUUCAGAUUCAGGAGCUAGUAUUAGUGAAGCUGUUAGUUGGGGUAAAAUGAAAAUAGAUUCUACUUUUGUUAAAGUUUGGUGUGAGGCAUCUCUAGUUUUUCCUAUUUUAGUAGCCCAGUCUUUUUAUAAAUAUAAAGAUUAAGCAAGUAAAAUUUAAAAGUGA